GAUGGUUAAAUUAGAAUUGUUUUCAGUCUUAAUUGUUCUUUUGCUUAGCAUAAGUUGCACCCAAGCAGCCCCAGCAAAAUCAUAUUCUUCAAUCGGAAAUCCUGAGUAUCCAAAAGGUAUCAAUAUCCCGAGCAAUUUCACCCUUCCAGAUGGAAUUGUUUUUAAAUUUGUGUUAUAUACUGGUGGAAUUGCCAACUAUAUAUGCGAUACUGCUAGUGGUCAAUGGAUAGAGAUAGCGAACGUAACUGUUCUUGGUAGUUCACCAUCAUCUAAUCCAGAAAAUUAUCAUGAUGAAAUUCUUUUAGUUGAAAAUACCACAGGACAAGGGGCAUUUUCAGAUAUUACCCAUGUUAUUCUAACAGAUUGGAAUGGCGGAGCAGCACCAGCAAUUAAUUUAUGUGGUACUGACUAUCCAAAUAGUUAUGUCUAUGCUUCAAAAUUCACUACAACUCUCUUAUUCUAUCAUCAUGGGCAAAGUAGUACAUGA
This is a messenger RNA of Dentiscutata heterogama, 487 nucleotides long. NCBI's taxonomy places the organism in Eukaryota, Fungi, Glomeromycota, Glomeromycetes, Diversisporales, Gigasporaceae. The record is from the annotation of a GenBank genome assembly.